CGUAUCGAUUUACGUUAUAGAAACGCAAAGCGGACUCUGCUAACAGUUAGCUAACUAACUUGCUAACCAAAAGGUAGCUAGAACUAUUUAGGUCGGUGGAUCAGAGUAAUUUAAAUUGUGUUGCUCAAUCAAAAAGUUGUUUCGCAUAAGAAACACAUCACACGUAAACAGUGAUCCACUUGCAGCUCAAAUAGGCUUACGUGUACAUAAAAAGAAAUUAGCGUGUUGGCUACCACUUGCUGUGAGAAUCAAGUAAUACAACUCUGUGCCAGCUAGCUAGCUAGCUUGCUGUACAAGUGGCUAAGCUUAUCGCGCUCCUUCUGAAAUUAGGGUAACGUGGCAGAAGUUCGCUAAAGAUGGAGUUUGCAGCUCUGAUCGCAAUUUCAUUAUUGAUAGGAGCCUUGAUUCUGCUCGUUGCCGUCGCAGUGGGCAAACCGAAAGGAGAAACAAGUCAGAAAAUUGAACAGAAAGAAGACACUGCUGUAGAACAGAAUGGAGACAAGGCAGCACCUUCAAAGAAACAGAAGCAGCAACAGCGUCCUCGCAAAGAGAAGACACAGCAACACACGUUCACCCAUCCACUCCUUGCAUCAUCCCUAAAGAGUCACAGCGGCAAUGUGACUUGCCUGGACUUCAGCAGCAAUGGGAAGUAUCUGGCAUCCUGUGCGGAUGACCGCACGGUCCGGAUCUGGAGCACCAAGGACUUCUUGGAGCGUGACCACCGUUGCCUGCGUGCCAAUGUGGAGCUGGACCAUGCCACGUUUGUCCGCUUCAGUCCCGACUCACGAGCCUUCAUCACCUGGCUGGCCAAUGCAGAGACCAUUCGAGUGUUCAAGAUGACCAAGAAAGAGGACGGUUCCUUCAGCUUCAAAGCUGCACCUGAAGACUUCCCAGUGAGGCAUAAAGGAAUUGUCAUCAACAUUGGCAUUGCAGAAACGGGCAAGUUCAUCAUGACUGCGUCCAGUGACACCACCAUUCUGAUCUGGGACCUGAAGGGGGAGGUGCUAGCUUCCAUAACUACCAAUCAGAUGACCAACUCCUAUGCAGCCAUCUCUCCUUGCGGAAGGUUUGUAGCCUCCUGCGGCUUCACUCCAGAUGUGAAGGUGUGGGAGGUGUGCUUCGGAAAGAGCGGCGAGUUCAAGGAGGUGGCGCGUGCCUUCGACCUCAAAGGCCAUUCGGCCGGCGUCCACUCGUUCUCCUUCUCCAACGACUCCCGCAGAAUGGUGACCGUGUCCAAAGACGGGACGUGGAAGCUGUGGGACACGGACGUGGAGUACAAGAAGCAGCAGGACCCGUACCUGCUGCGCACGGCGCCCUGCCAGGCGUCGGAGGGCAGCCGCAUCGCCCUGUCGCCGGACGCCCGGGUGGCAGCCAUUUCCAACGGCUGCGGGGUGGCCAUGUAUAGCACGGCCACCGGGGCCCUGGAGGAGGACUUCCCCGCCGUGCACAGCGAGGAGAUCACGGACCUGCGCUUCGACGUCAACAGCCGCUUCCUGGUGUGCAGCGGGGACCGCGCCAUCCGCGUCUUCCACAACACGCCCGGGUACCGCGCCGCCAUCCAGGACAUGCAGGCCAUGCUAAAGAAGGCCACCAACGAGGGCAUGCGCCAGAGAUUAGAGGCCCAGAUCCAGGAGGCCCAGAGUGCAUUGGACAAUGUCUGCGCCACGUCGAAAAACUGAGUCUGUGUGCUCGCUGCCUGCACUCAAGGGACUUGAGCUUUCAGCCUCUGUUUGAAAUAAAUGGUAUAUGGUUGCUGGUUUUAAAAAAAUAAAUAAAUCCAAAUGUGUUUAUAAUA
Molecule: messenger RNA, 1795 nt
Organism: Conger conger (European conger)
Lineage: Eukaryota; Metazoa; Chordata; Actinopteri; Anguilliformes; Congridae
Gene: tbl2
Product: transducin beta like 2
Exons: 7
Coding region: 357-1679 (440 amino acids)
Biological process (GO): endoplasmic reticulum unfolded protein response
Cellular component (GO): endoplasmic reticulum
Molecular function (GO): protein binding
Source: RefSeq, a predicted model, not a curated record